Paralichthys olivaceus (Japanese flounder) is the source of this 1662-nucleotide messenger RNA. It is a transcript of the gene cxcl8a, whose product is annotated as chemokine (C-X-C motif) ligand 8a. Gene Ontology annotation, molecular function: chemokine activity. Gene Ontology annotation, biological process: chemotaxis; defense response; immune response. Lineage: Eukaryota; Metazoa; Chordata; Actinopteri; Pleuronectiformes; Paralichthyidae. The record is from RefSeq and is a predicted model, not a curated record. Gene Ontology annotation, cellular component: extracellular region.
UGGGAGGGAGAUGAGAAAGGAGGAAAAGGGUUUAAAGAGCAGACCUCCUUCACAGUUUAUGACUGCGUAAAGAGAGGCUGAGCUUUGUACGACUGACGAACACUAGUAAUAAAGAUCAGAUUUUCUCUCUGCCUCCGGCUUCAGAGCAGAUAUGACUUUCUUUACAAUUGUGGCACUCCUGGUUUUUCUGGCCAUUCCUGAUGGAACCAGUCUGAGCAAUGGAGGAGUGACUCCAAGAUGUCAGUGCAUCAACAAGGAGAGAAAGCCCAUCGGACGUCACAUAGGAAGCGUGGAGGUGAACCCUGCCAGCUCUCACUGCAAAGAAAUUGAGAUUAUUGCCACUCUUAAAAAAGAUGGGCAAAAGAUCUGUCUGGACCCUGAGGCCCCGUGGGUCAUAAAGUGCUUGGAAAGAAUCCAUAUGAUCACAGAUCAGGGAAAGAUAUGAAAGCUUGCAGGAGAAGCUUCCCAUCAACUCUCCAGGAAUGCAGCUGACACACACUUUGAAGAAUAACUGACUGGGACACGUUUUUCAUUUACACCGAAGCUUAAAGCGGACACAUUAAUAGAGCACAAAGAGCUUGUUUUGUACAGCGGGAAGGAUUCACGUGGCAGCAGUUGUAACUAUAAAUCGUCAACACGAGUUUGGACACAAACAAGGCUUUAUUCUGAAGAACAUCCCACUUUCAAAGAGCUAUUUUUGAAACUAAUGCAAAUACUUGUAUUUUCACUUUGUAUCUUUUUUUAUUUGUAUGAAGCAGUAAAUGUAAAGAAUUGAUUAAAAAACAAAUGUUGGAUAAAAAUAAUGAAUGAACAUUUUAAUAAAAUGUGUUCCUCAUCCUUUAAUGCUAAGGGGGAAAAGAGAAAUAUUGAAAAUGAAAGAUAUACUUGAAGGCUGUACGACUUUUUUGUAACUUCUUUGUUUGAACUUAUGUUACCUUUAACAUAAUGUUGAUGUUAUCUUUGCCAAGUUGGUUAUGUGUAGAAUCAUGUAAAAACGAACAUAUUUCAAUGGAGCUUGUAGGAAGGGUGCAGUGUGGGCCAGGGAACAAACCAUUCUUUUUUACAUGGUUUAACAUUGCAGGAUAUAGGGUGUUAGCCUCUAUGCACUUCUUAUAAUUAGACAUUUUGAAUGAACCCAUUUGAAAUCAUGCAUAUGCAAUACAAACACGUGUAUACCCACUGUAUGUUUAAUUCGAUAUUUUCUGUAAUAUUACACCUGACAUUUUCAGGGUAGACUCCCCUGAGGUCAGAGAACAUCUCUGUAUUUUGUCUCUUUUUUUAGAAUAAAGCAUUCGUACAAAAGGUUUGUCUGUAUGAGCUCAGCUGUGUCCCAGUGUGUUUUGGAUCAUAGAGACACAAACAUCAUGCGACUGUGUCUCAAUACAACUUUUAAAGAGAAUAACAUUCUAGACAAGGUUUCAUGGUUUGUGUCGUACAGAACAGUGUAUCCCUGCAGAGUCAGUUUGAAUUCUCAGUGGACAGACACUGCCACCUCUUGGAAAGAAAGGCACACAUCAUCAGGACUAGUGGUUCUAGUGGUUGUAAAUGUUCACCUUCAUUAUCUGCUGACAAUACUGAAACUAUAUUAUUUUAGUGUGGAACAAUCUCCCAGUAGAGCUAAGACUUGAGACAAUGCUAACUACUUUCAAAUCCAAGCUAAAG